AUGGGGUCGAGACCAGAGGUGGUUGCACCGCCUGAGAUAUUCUACGACGAUGACACAUCACACAAAUAUACCUCUAAUUCCCGUAACAUUCAAAUUCAGGAAUCAAUGUCUGAGCGAGCACUUGAAGUUCUCAAUUUGCCCGAAGAUGGUGUUCCUAAGUUACUCCUUGACAUCGAUCCUAAUUCAAAAAAAGGAAAUUUUAGCAAGAAAAAAAAAAUAAAAGUGAAAAUCCUAAUAAGCUGCAUCUCAGAGUUAUCACUUCUCCUUUUCAAAUCUUCGUCCCAAAUUCACAGAGAUGAAAGUGAAAAUCUUGCAUGGCAUGCUGUUGCUUCAUGGACUUGGGAUGCACAGGAUGAAACAUGUGGGAUUUGUAGGAUGGCCUUUGAUGGAUGUUGUCCUGAUUGUAAACUUCCCGGGGAUGAUUGUCCACUCAUUUGGGGUGCAUGCAAUCACGCAUUUCAUUUGCAUUGUAUCUUGAAAUGGGUGAAUUCUCAGACCUCACAAGCACAUUGCCCAAUGUGCCGUCGGGAAUGGCAAUUUAAAGGUUGAGAGAACAUGGGCAAUGUAUUUUUUUUCUUGGCAAAAUAUGGUAUCUUUGCACAUAAGUGCUGAAAUGUAAUUUGAUCAUUUGUAUUGGAUGCAUUGCUUUUGUAUCAGCUAAUAUACUAUAAUAUCCUUUUUGGUAGUAACCAAUUAUGUAUGGUGCAAUUUAGAAUGUUUUUGGAUGUAAGAAACUGCUUGUAGCUUUGAUUUUGAAUUUAUGUAUGCUCUUAGCGGAUGGAAGAGUUCAACUCAUGAUUACAGCUACUAAAUAAUGCUUUGGCAAGGCAGAAUGAA
Messenger RNA from Medicago truncatula (barrel medic), 837 nucleotides. RefSeq lists its product as uncharacterized. Gene Ontology annotation, biological process: anaphase-promoting complex-dependent catabolic process. Gene Ontology annotation, cellular component: anaphase-promoting complex. Bases 1 to 549 code for a protein of 182 amino acids. NCBI's taxonomy places the organism in Eukaryota, Viridiplantae, Streptophyta, Magnoliopsida, Fabales, Fabaceae. The transcript is spliced from 5 exons. The record is from RefSeq and is a predicted model, not a curated record. Gene Ontology annotation, molecular function: cullin family protein binding; ubiquitin protein ligase activity; zinc ion binding.